UGGACCGUAGAAAUGUGCUUUCUUUAUUGAUUCACUUCACUGACCAAGGGCGCAUCCCAUUACUUCCAAAUACAAGCCACCCUCUCCUCCUCUCAGAGGAAACCCAUCCUCUGCUGGGAAGACUCUUCUGCAGGGAUGGCCCCGAGCAGGACGGUGUUGGGCUUUUUCGUCGCCUUUUUCUUCAUCUGGGCUCAGUUUCCAUCAGGUAAAUGGAAGCAGUGUGGUUUGACUGGGCAGAUCGCAAGCUUGUCAGCCGUGGACAACCCACGGGACGGGGUCUACCUGGUGCUCAAAACUCCUGUGGCCUUUGGACUCUUCCCUGCGUCCGGAGUCCCGGGAGAGGCACAGCAGCAGCGCUUUCUUGGCGUAGGUGAUUUUGCGGCUUGUGCGCCCUGCCAGCUGGGCCGGGGCAAGUGCAGGAGGACCUGUGCUGAAGACGAGAAGGCGGUCGGGAGGUGCAGGCUCAGCCUCUUCUGCUGCGCGCCGCGGGUCCGAUAAACCAGAGACUCCGGCCGGAUGUUCAGGGGAGGCCAAGAGAAGUCACGUGGCUCAGCCA
Molecule: messenger RNA, 556 nt
Organism: Manis javanica (Malayan pangolin)
Lineage: Eukaryota; Metazoa; Chordata; Mammalia; Pholidota; Manidae
Source: RefSeq, a predicted model, not a curated record